Messenger RNA from Hirsutella rhossiliensis, 2025 nucleotides. Its product is annotated as hexokinase domain-containing protein. The coding region runs from base 1 to 2025 and encodes 674 amino acids. Lineage: Eukaryota; Fungi; Ascomycota; Sordariomycetes; Hypocreales; Ophiocordycipitaceae. The transcript is spliced from 7 exons. The record is from RefSeq and is a predicted model, not a curated record. Gene Ontology annotation, biological process: intracellular glucose homeostasis; glucose 6-phosphate metabolic process; glycolytic process. Gene Ontology annotation, cellular component: mitochondrion; cytosol. Gene Ontology annotation, molecular function: ATP binding; fructokinase activity; glucokinase activity.
AUGCCGCUCAGAGAGACGGUUACAGCGGCCCACGCCCUCCGCCAGAACUACAACAAGGAGCCACAGCCCAGCGCCAGCAGCCCCGACGGCACCGCGGCCAGCGCGCCGCGGGCGGCGUCUGGCGUCACGGUCUGGAGCGGCAUGUCGACGGCAGCAGCCGCAAAAGACGGCGCCGUAGUACACCGCUGUAGCCUGCUCUCGGUGGUGAUGCUGGCGGCAGUGACCUUGCUCGCGCACCUUCUGCUCCACGACGCCAAGCUGCUCCUCCUCCGGCUGCCGUCGCCCGUCUGCCUCUUCCACUCGCCAUCUCCAUUCUUCUUCGUCCCCCGCUUCUUCUCCUCGUCCGCCCAGGCUGAGCCCGAGCCAGUCUGCCUGAAACCGGCCCCGUUCACCACCGUGCCGCCCCUCUCCCGCCCUCUCACCAUGGCCCUCGCCAGCGCGACAACGCGCGUCGUCUCCGAAUUCGACUUCUCCGACGCAGACGCCAACAGACAUGUCCAAGAAUUCUUGCGACAAAUGGACGAGGGGCUGGAAAAGGAUGGCACGAGCAUCAGCCAGAUCCCGACAUACGUCACGGGCGUCCCCAAUGGCACCGAAAAGGGCUUGUAUCUGGCAAUCGAUCUGGGCGGGACCAACUUUCGCGUCUGCUCCAUCACGCUCAAUGGCGACACUACCUUCAACCUCACUUACAACAAAGUCGCAAUCCCCAAGCCCCUCAUGGUGGCAAAGACGGCCCCGGAGCUCUUUGCCUUCUUGGCAAAGCAGAUCGAGCUGUUCCUCAAAGAGCACCACGCCGAACACUUCGAGAGCCACCACAUUUUCCGCCUCGGCUUCACCUUUAGCUUUCCCGUCAAGCAGCUGGGCAUCAACAAGGGCAAGCUCAUAAGAUGGACAAAGGGCUUCGACAUCCCGGAUGCGGUGGGCAAGGACGUGUGCGCCUUGCUUCAGGUCGAAAUCGACAGGCUGCGCCUCCCCGUCAGGGUGGCUGCUCUCGUCAACGACACUGUAGGAACGCUUAUGGCGCGUUCGUACACGUCGAAAGGAAAGCAUCGUUCCAUCCUCGGCGGCAUCUUUGGGACAGGCACCAACGGCGCAUACAUGGAGAAGACGGCCAACAUCCACAAGUCCAUUGAGGGCCAGUACGACACGUCGACGGGGGAGAUGGUCGUCAACACAGAAUGGGGCUCCUUCGACAACCAGCUCAAUGUGCUGCCCUCGACUCCUUGGGACAAGGCCCUGGAUGCGCAGAGCGUGAAUCCAGGCUAUCAGAUGUUCGAGAAGCGCGUGUCGGGCAUGUUUCUCGGCGAGAUUGUGCGCUUCGCGGUUCUGGACAUGAUGAAAAACGAUGCCACGUCGCUCUUCAAAGACCUGAAUUCCAGCUUCAACGAUUGGGAGACCACGACCAACAUCAGCCCUCAGUCUGGGAUAUUCGAGGCUUGGGGUCUGGACAGCGCCAUCAUGUCGGUCGCGGCCUCGGACAACAGCCCCGAGCUGUCCACCCUCCGGCAAGAGCUGGAAAAUACGCUGCAAAUCUACAAUCCGUCGCUGGAGGAUGCCCAGGCCUUCAAGGCGGUGGCCGGUUCCGUGGCUCGUCGCGCGGCGAGGCUGUCUGCUGUCGCCAUUGGCGCUGUGGCUCUCAAGUCUGGCAAGAUUGACGAUCCCGAGGAAGAAAUCAUCGACAUUGGCAUCGACGGCAGCCUGGUCGAGCACUAUCCCUUCUUCCGAGACAUGAUCUACGAGGCGCUGUCCGCGAUCGAUGGCAUCGGCCCCGAGGGCGUCAAAAAGAUUCGCAUCGGAAUUGCCAAGGACGGCAGCGGCGUGGGCGCAGCCUUGAUUGCCCUCGUCGCCCAGCGGAUGGAGAAGCCGGACGACUUCCUGGCCGAUCUAAGAAAAGACAUCAAGCGCAGCCUGGACGCGAUACCAAAUCCUAUUGAGGAACCGAUGGUACCGACGAAUCUGUUGGCGGCGGCGGGCAUUGUCGGACUCGCUGCGAUUGCGGCCAUCUGGUGGAGUAGGCAGCGGUAG